UAGUCUCUGGGCCCAGGGGAAGGGGGCAGGAGGGGUGCCCAUAGCACCCCCCUCCCCCAUGAGCUUGGGGCUGGAGGACUCGCUAGAGGCCCAGCUGGCCCUGGAGACGGUUAUCCAGACACUGGAGAGCAGCGUCCUGGGGUCCAGCCAAGAGAAAGGCCUCAGUGUGCAGGGCCCGGCCCAGGACUCUCAGCCCACCCACCUGCCUGCCCGCAUCCGGGAGAUUGUCACCCGAAACCUCUCCCAGCCUGAGAGCACAGCCCCGCUGCCGGCCACAGAGAUGGCGUCACUGCUUUCACUGCAAGAGGAGAACCAGCUGCUGCAGCAGGAGCUGUCCCGCGUGGAGGACCUGCUGGCCCAGAGCCGUGCCGAGCGCGAUGAGCUUGCCAUCAAGUUCAACGCAGUCAGCGAGAGGCUGGAGCAGGCUGUGCAGCUGGAAUCGGGGGAGCUGGAGACGCUGGAGCCGAGGGGGCUGGUCCGACAGAGUGUGGAGCUGCGGCGGCAGCUGCAGGAGGAGCAGGCCUCCUACCGGCGCAAGCUGCAGGCCUAUCAGGAGGGUCAGCAGCGGCAGGCCCAACUUGUGCAGCGGCUGCAGGCCAAGAUCCUCCAGUACAAGAAGAAGUGCACAGAGCUGGAGCAGCAGCUACUGGAGCGGUCCACCGAGCUGGAGCAGCAGCAGCUGAGGGACACUGAGCACAGCCAGGACCUGGAGAGUGCCCUCAUCAGGCUGGAGGAGGAGCAGCAGAGGAGUGCCAGCCUGGCCCAGGUGAAUGCCAUGCUCCGAGAGCAACUGGACCAGGUGGACUCGGCCAACCAGGCUCUGAGUGAGGACAUACGCAAGGUGACCACCGACUGGACACGCAGCCGCCAGGAGCUGGAGCAGCGGGAGGCAGCGUGGAGGCGUGAGGAGGAGUCCUUUAACACCUACUUCAACAACGAGCACAGCCGCCUGCUCCUCCUCUGGAGGCAGGUUGUAGGGGUCCGACGGCUGGUCAGUGAGGUGAAGAUGGCCACCGAGAGGGACCUGCUGCAGCUGGGAGGGGAUCUGGCCAGGACUUCACGGGCUGUCCAGGAGGCAGGCCUGGGACUGAGUGCAGGCCUGCGGCUGGCCGAGAGCCAGGUUGAGGCAGCUCUGGAGAAGCAGGCCCUGCUGCAGUCCCAGCUGGAGGAGCAGCUGCGGGACAAGGUGCUCCGUGAGAAGGACCUGGCCCAGCUGCAGGUGCAAAGUGACCUGGACAAGGCCGACCUCAGUGCCAGAGUGACAGAGCUGGCCCUAGCAGUGGAGCAUCUUCAGAACCAGAGUCUGGAGAAGGAUCAGGCCAACAAGGCCCUCACAGAGAAGCUCGAGGUCCUGGAAUCCCUGCGGCUACAGGAGCAGGCAGCUCUGGAGACAGAGGACGGAGAGGGGCUGCAGCAGACCCUGAGGGACCUGGCCCAGGCCGUCCUCUCGGACACAGAGAGCGGCGUUCAGCUAAGCGGCUCGGAACGCACGGCCAAUACAUCGGAUGGCAGCCUACGGGGACUCUCGGGCCCGCGGACCCCGUCCCCACCGCGGCGCUCCUCGCCCAGCCGCGGUCGUUCCCCACGCCGAGGCCCUUCCCCGGCCUGCUCCGACUUCUCCACACUCGCCCUGAUCCACUCAGCCCUGCACAAGCGCCAGCUGCAGAUCCAGGACAUGCGUGGGCGCUACGAGGCGAGCCAGGACCUCCUGGGCACCGUGCGGAAGCAGCUCAGCGACAGUGAGGGCGAGCGUCGAGCCCUUGAGGAACAGCUGCAGUGUCUGCGGGACAAGGCUGAUGGGGUCACCCAGGCCCGUGAGGAUGCCCAGCGCGAAGUUCAGCGUCUGCGAAGUGCCAACAACCUCCUGAGCAGGGAGAAGGACAGCCUGGCCAACAGCCUGCAGGCGGCCCAGCAGCAGGCUGAGGAGCUGCAGCAAGAGCGGGAGAAGCUGCAGGCAGCCCAGGAGGAGCUGCGGCGCCAGCGAGACCGGCUGGAGGAAGAGCGGGAGGAUGUGGUACAGGAUGGUGCACAGGCACGCAGGGAGCUCGAGCGCAGUCACAGACAGCUGGAGCAGCUGGAAGGGAGGCGCUCAGGGCUGGCAAAGGAGCUGGUGGAGGUGAGGGAGGCACUGAGCUGUACCGCGCUGCAGCGGGACAUGCUGCAGGCCGAGAAGGCUGAGGUGGCCGAGGCACUGACCAAGGCUGAGGCUGGCCGUGUGGAGCUCGAGCUCUCCAUGACCAAGCUGAGGGUGGAGGGGGCCUCUCUGCGGGACUCCUUGUCCAAGCUGAGUGCCCUCAACGAGAGCCUGGCUCAGGACAAGCUGGGGCUGAACCGCCUUGUCGCCCAGCUGGAGGAGGAAAAGGCAGCCCUGUUGGGGCGGCAGCGGCUGGCUGAGCAGGAGGCCACCUUGGCGCGGGAGGAGCUGGAGCGGCUGGAGCAGCUGCGUCUGGAGCAGGAGGUGGAGCGGCAGGGCCUAGAGGGCUCCCUGCGGGUGGCAGAGCAGGCUCGGGAGGCCCUGGACCACCAGCUUCCCACGCUGAGCCAGGAGCGCAGCCGGCUGCAGGAGCAGCUGGCCCAGCUCUCCCGGCAGCUGAGUGGGAGAGAACAGGAGCUGGAGCAGGCCCAGCGGGAGUGGCAGCGGCAGGUGGAGGCGCUCGAGAGGUCAGCCCGGGAGAAGGAGGUGCUGGCCAAGGAGCGGGCCAGCCUGGCGGUGCAGCUGGCGGCUGCUGAGCGCGAAGGUCGGACCCUGUCCGAGGAGACCACACACCUACGCCUGGAGAAAGAGGCCCUGGAGAGCAGCCUGUUUGAGGUGCAGCGGCAGCUUGCCCAGCUCGAGGCCCGCCGGGAGCAGCUGGAAGCAGAAGGGCAGGCCCUACUGCUGGCCAAGGAGGCCCUGACUGGGGAACUGGCAGGCCUGCGGCAGCAGAUGGCAACUGCAGAGGAGAAGGUGGCGUUGGACAAGGAGCUGAUGGCCCAGAAGUUGGUGCAGGCUGAGCGGGAGGCCCAGGCCUCUCUGCGGGAGCAGCGGGCAGCCCAUGAGGAGGUCUUGCAGCGGCUCCAGCGGGAGAAGGAGGAGGCGUGGCGGGAGCUGGAGGCCGAGCGGGCCCAGCUGCAGAGCCAACUGCAGCGGGAGCAGGAGGAGCUGCUGGCCCGGCUGGAGUCCGAGAAGGAGGAGCUGAGCGAGGAGAUUGCAGCCCUGCAGCAGGAGCGGGACGAGGGCCUCCUCCUGGCCGAGAGCGAGAAGCAGCAGGCCCUGUCCCUGAAGGAGUCUGAGAAGACCGCACUGUCAGAGAAGCUGAUGGGUACGCGACACAGCCUGGCCACCAUCUCCCUGGAGAUGGAGCGGCAGAAGCGAGAUGCUCAGAGCCGGCAGGAGCAGGACCGGAGCACCAUGAAUGCCCUGACGUCCGAGCUGCGGGACCUACGGGCCCAGCUUGAGGAGGCUGCUGCGACCCACGCCCAUGAGGUGAAGAGGGUGCAAGAACAGGCCCGAGACCUGGGCAGGCAGAGGGAUUCUUGCCUGCGUGAGGCUGAAGAGCUUCGGACCCAGCUGCGCCUGCUGGAGGAUGCCCGUGAUGGGAUGCGGCGGGAGCUGCUGGAAGCCCAGCGCAAGGUGCGGGAGAGCCAGGAAGGCCGAGAGGUCCAGCGCCAGGAGGUGGGCGAACUGAGGCGCAGCCUGAGCGAGGGGGCCAAGGAGCGCGAGGCCCUGCGGCGCUCCAAUGAGGAGCUGCGGUCCGCCGUGAAGAAGGCCGAAAGCGAGCGGAUCAGCCUGAAGCUUGCCAAUGAAGACAAGGAGCAGAAGCUGGCAUUGCUGGAGGAGGCCCGGGCAACCGUGGGCAAGGAGGCUGGGGAGCUGAGGGCUGGGCUGCAGGAGGUGGAGCGCUCUAGGCUGGAGGCUCGGAGGGAGCUGCAGGAGCUCCGGAGGCAGAUGAAGAUGCUGGACAGUGAGAAUGCCAGGCUGGGUCGGGAGUUGGCAGAGCUGCAGGGCCGCCUGGUGCUGGGCGAGCGGGCAGAGAAGGAGGGCCGGCGGGAGGCCCUGGGCCUACGGCAGAAGCUGCUGAGAGGCGAGGCCAGCCUGGAGGCAGUGCGGCAAGAGCUCCAGGGGGCCCAGAGGAAGCUGCAUGAUCAAGAAGGAGAGUUCCGGGCCCGCGAGCGAGGCCUGCUGGGCUCCUUGGAGGAGGCGCGCGGAACUGAGAAGCAACAGCUGGACCAUGCCCGCAGCCUGGAGCUGAAACUGGAGACCGCGCGGGCCGAGGCUGCAGAGCUAGGGCUGCGGCUGAGCGCGGCCGAGGGCCGGGCGCAAGGCCUCGAGGCUGAGCUGGCCCGCGUGGAAGCGCAGCGGCGAGCUGCGGAUGCCCAGCUGGGAGGCCUGCGCUCGGCCCUGCGCCGCGGCCUGGGCCUCGGCCGCGCGCCCAGUCCUGCCCCGCGGCCAUCGCCGGACUCCCCGGUCCGAGGCGCACCCACUGGAGGAAGCGGGGAGGGGUUCAGCAGCCCCAGCUCCUUAGAACGCAGCCCUGGGUCUGAACCACCAUCCCCAGGACCUGCCACCUCCCCGGCACCUCCAGACCUGGACCCAGAGGCAGUGCGGGGGGCCCUUCGGGAAUUCCUGCAGGAGCUGCGGAGCGCCCAGAGAGAGCGGGACGAGCUUCGGACCCAGACAAGAACCCUGAGUCGCCAACUGACCGAGGUGGAGGCUGAGAGGGACAGCGCGACCUCACGGGCAAAGCAGCUGCAGAAGGCUGUGGCCGAGAGCGAGGAAGCCCGGCGCAGUAUGGAUGGGCGGCUGAGUGGGGCCCAGGCGAAGCUGGCACUGCAGGAGGAGAGCAUGCAGCGCAGUGAGCGGGAGCGCAGGGCCGCACUGGACCAGGUGGCUGCCCUGGAGAGAAGCCUGCAGGCCACCGAGGCUGAGCACCGGGUGAGCCAGGAGAAGAUGAGCAAGAUGAAGGCCAACGAGGUGAAGCUGGAGAGUGACAAGCGGCGCCUGAAGGAGGUCCUGGAUGCCUCCGAGAGCCGCACCAUCAAGCUUGAGCUGCAGCGGCGCUCACUCGAGGGGGAGCUGCAGCGCAGUCGCCUGGGCCUGAGUGACCGUGAGGCCCAGGCCCAGGCCCUCCAGGAUCGGGUAGACUCCCUGCAGAGACAGGUGGCAGACAGUGAAGUGAAGGCGGGGACCCUGCAGUUGACUGUGAAGCGGCUGAGCGGGGUCCUGUCCAAGGUGGAAGAGAGUGAGGGGGCCCUGCGGAACAAGGUGCAGGGCCUGACAGAGACCUUGGCCCAGAACAGUGCCAGCCUCACCAGCACCCAGGACAAGAACCUGCACCUGCAGAAGGCCCUGACAGCCUGUGAGCAUGACCGACAAGUGCUCCAGGAACGGCUGGAGGCCGCCCGGCAGGCGUUAUCUGAGGCACGGAAGCAGAGCAACUCCCUAGGGGAGCAGGUGCAGACGAUGCGGGGUGAGCUUGCUGACCUGGAGCUGCAGCGGACAGAGGCUGAGGGCCAGCUGCAACAGCUGCAAGAGGUGCUGCGGCAGCGGCAGGAGAGCGAGGCUGUAGCCCUGCACACGGUGCAGAAGCUGCAGGACGAGAGGCGGCUGCUGCAGGAGCGCCUGGGCAGCCUGCAGCGCGCCCUGGCGCAGCUGGAGGCUGAGAAGCAGGAGGCGGAGCGGUCAGCCCUGCGGCUGGAGAAGGACAGGGCUGCCCUCAGGAGAAUGCUGGACAAGGUGGAGAGGGAGAAGCUUCGCAGCCACGAGGAUACAGUGCGGCUGAGUGCCGAGAAGGGCCGCCUGGACCGCACACUCACGGGGGCUGAGCUGGAGCUGGCUGAGGCCCAGAGGCAGAUCCAGCAGCUGGAGGCCCAGGUGGUGGUGAUGGAGCAAAACCACAGUCCUGCCCAGCUGGAGGCAGAUGAGCAGCAGCGGCUAGAGCUGCAGCAGGAGGUGGAGCGCCUGCGCAGUGCCCAGGUGCAGACGGAGCGCACCCUGGAGGCGAGGGAGCGUGCCCACCGCCAGAGGGUGCGUGGGCUGGAGGAGCAGGUGUCCACACUGAAGGGGCAGUUGCAGCAGGAGUUCCGAAGGAGCUCAGCACCCUUUACUCCACCCUCUGGUCCCUCGGGGAAAUAA
Trichechus manatus latirostris (Florida manatee) is the source of this 6115-nucleotide messenger RNA. RefSeq names its product ciliary rootlet coiled-coil, rootletin (gene CROCC). The coding region runs from base 59 to 6115 and encodes 2018 amino acids. Gene Ontology annotation, biological process: cilium assembly. Gene Ontology annotation, cellular component: centriole; centrosome. Lineage: Eukaryota; Metazoa; Chordata; Mammalia; Sirenia; Trichechidae. The record is from RefSeq and is a predicted model, not a curated record. The transcript is spliced from 37 exons.